UUGUUGCUGUGCGUGGCUGUGCGGGAGGAGGUUCAAGGAAGGUGUGCAGCCCUGAGAGAAGCGGCAGGAUCAGGGCCUUCGCCAUGAGGCAUAAGAAGAAAGCUGAUCUCAGCCGGGCUGAGCUCAUGAUGAUGACGAUAGCUGAUGUCAUCAAACAGCUGAUUGAAGCCCAUGAACAGGGCAAAGAUGUGAACUUAAACAAGAUAAAAACAAAGACUGCUGCUAAAUAUGGCCUUUCAGCGCAGCCCCGUCUGGUUGACAUCAUUGCUGCUGUGCCGCCUCAGUACCGCAGGAUGCUGGUUCCAAAGCUGAAAGCCAAGCCCAUCCGCACUGCUAGUGGGAUAGCUGUUGUGGCGGUGAUGUGCAAGCCACACAGGUGUCCGCACAUUAACUUCACAGGAAACAUAUGUGUAUACUGUCCAGGAGGUCCCGAUUCCGACUUUGAAUAUUCAACACAGUCCUACACAGGAUAUGAGCCAACAUCAAUGAGGGCCAUUCGUGCCAGAUAUGACCCGUAUCUCCAGACCAGGCAUCGAGUGGAACAGCUGAAGCAGCUCGGCCACAGUGUUGACAAAGUGGAAUUCAUAGUGAUGGGUGGAACGUUCAUGGCACUUCCUGAAGAAUACCGAGAUUAUUUUAUCCGCAACUUGCACGAUGCUUUAUCAGGUCACACUUCUAACAACGUGGCAGAGGCUGUCAGAUAUUCGGAGCGUAGCCUUACGAAGUGCAUUGGGAUCACCAUAGAGACCAGGCCAGACUAUUGCCUGAAACGACACCUUAGUGACAUGCUGUUGUAUGGGUGCACGAGGCUGGAGAUUGGAGUGCAGAGUGUCUAUGAGGAUGUGGCCAGAGAUACUAACAGGGGCCAUACAGUGAAGGCUGUGUGUGAAUCAUUUCACUUGGCUAAAGAUGCUGGAUUCAAAGUGGUGGCGCAUAUGAUGCCAGAUUUGCCAAACAUGGGGCUUGAAAGAGACAUUGACCAGUUUGUGGAGUUUUUUGAGAAUCCCGCCUUUCGUCCAGACGGCAUGAAGCUCUAUCCAACUCUCGUGAUUCGCGGCACAGGCCUGUAUGAGCUCUGGAAGUCUGGGAGGUAUAAGAGUUAUCCUCCGAGCACCCUAGUGGAUUUGGUGGCAAGAAUUCUAGCUCUUGUCCCCCCAUGGACCCGAGUGUACCGAGUGCAAAGAGAUAUCCCAAUGCCUUUAGUCAGUUCUGGAGUAGAGCACGGCAACUUGAGAGAACUAGCUCUUGCCAGGAUGAAGGACCUGGGGACAGAGUGCCGUGAUGUGAGGACAAGAGAAGUUGGAAUACAAGAGAUUCAUCACAAAGUGAGACCGUAUCAGGUCGAACUGAUUCGGAGAGACUAUGUGGCCAAUGGGGGUUGGGAAACUUUCUUGUCCUAUGAGGAUCCGGAGCAGGACAUCCUCAUUGGCCUCCUGCGUCUGCGGAAGUGUUCGGAGGAGAUAUUCAGACCAGAACUGAAGGGAAGCGUUUCUAUUGUCAGAGAGCUCCAUGUGUAUGGAAGUGUGGUUCCUGUGAGCAGUCGAGAUCCCUCCAAAUUCCAGCAUCAGGGAUUUGGGAUGUUGCUCAUGGAGGAGGCAGAAAGAAUAGCCAAAGAAGAGCAUGGGUCGUGGAAGAUUGCUGUUAUUUCAGGUGUGGGCACCAGGGAUUACUACCGGAAGAUCGGCUAUGAGCUGGAAGGACCUUAUAUGGUGAAAAAAUUGGACUGAAGGAUUUAGCCAGAAACAUUUUGAAGGCCUGUCUUUGCACCAUUAACCCUGCCCAGGUGCAGUGCUGGGAGGACACAAUCUCUUCCCACUUGGGGCACAACCAUUGGUCCCCAGUCAAGAUCAUUGGAUUGCGAAGAUCUCUGGUCUUCUUGAGGCCCCUGUUGGAGUCCCAGAAUCUUUGCAGGGACUCCCCUAAAUGACCUGCCCUUUGCCUUGAGCACGGCAGAGGCCACUUGACCUUUGCUACCCUUCCCUUAUUACUCUCCACAAAAAACAAUGUUGCCUUUGAUUGCAGGCCCCAUUGUAUUCAGUGUCCAGCACCAGCAGUGAAGUGGAGAUCACCCUCUGCAGCAGCUUGGCACCCAGUCUGGAACGUCCGUUUUAAUGUUCGGUUGUGUCUCCAUUUUACAUCGGCUUGUUUUUUACUCUUAAUGAUAAAUCCUGGUUUCAUUUAGGGUUCAUAACACCCUGCUUUUAUCUGCAAUGCCCUUGAAAAAGGGCUAGAGCCUUUCUGUUCAGAUAUUUAACACCUUGCACUGGGCUAGCAUGUGGUCUAGCCAAUUGUUUUUCCAUUGAGAACUUGUUGGGGGAAAAUAAUCUUUUGAAGUUAUUUAUAUCUGACAAGCAUCCCUCUAAGAUAGGAGUUCUUGUUCGGUCUCUUGUCAGGCUUCUCCUCCCAAGGUUAUGUGGAAUCCUGACACA
Gekko japonicus is the source of this 2429-nucleotide messenger RNA. RefSeq names its product elongator acetyltransferase complex subunit 3 (gene ELP3). Bases 84 to 1727 code for a protein of 547 amino acids. Lineage: Eukaryota; Metazoa; Chordata; Lepidosauria; Squamata; Gekkonidae. Gene Ontology annotation, cellular component: cytoplasm; nucleus; elongator holoenzyme complex. The transcript has 15 exons. Gene Ontology annotation, molecular function: iron-sulfur cluster binding; acyltransferase activity, transferring groups other than amino-acyl groups. The record is from RefSeq and is a predicted model, not a curated record. Gene Ontology annotation, biological process: tRNA wobble base 5-methoxycarbonylmethyl-2-thiouridinylation.